GUGCCUUCGCGGAAGUUUGCAUGUGUUUGCCAAGGUAUUUGUGCUGUGGGCUGAGGUCUCAUCGGAAUCGCAAACCGGGCUGUUUCACCCGACGUGUUUAGGAGGUUAGUUUGCAAGUUGUAGGACAGCUAUGGAUUUAUCCUCGGAACCAAUAAAGAAAGUGCUUCUUAAGUACAAGUUUCGCGAUUUGGCCAUUGAGGAGCUACAGAAACUCCAAAAGGUCCACAAUGGGAUGAUGCCUAAUGUCGACACGUACACUUUUACAGACAGCUCCCAAAAAGACCUUCUGAAGCUUGUUGGAAACAUUCCGGUCAGAUAUCAAGGCCGCUCCUACAACUUGCCCAUUCUCAUAUGGCUGCUGGACUCCUUCCCCUUUACUCCGCCCAUCUGCCAACUGCGCCCCACCCCCAACAUGGUGAUCCGGGAGGGGAGACAUGUAGACGCACGGGGAAGGAUAUACCUACCUGCUCUCCACAACUGGGACCAUCCUAAGUCCUCUGUGAACAGCCUGAUUAAGGAAAUGAUCGCCAAAUUUGAGGAAGACCCCCCUCUCGCUUCAAAGCCAUCACCAAGCACCGAAGACCCAACCGAGCUCCUAGCCUUCGUGUCAAACUUGAAGAUCACUGAGGGUUUCACGCCAGAAGUCUGGCCUUCAAGCCUGUUCACUCCCAGUCUGGAACGGCAGGUCAAUAAAGUAACUGUCGUUGGUGGUGGUGACCUUGGAAUGGCCUCUGUGCUGAGUAUUUUGGCCAAGUCAAAGGACAGCAUAGACAAGCUGGUCCUUGUCGACCUCAGCGAGGCCUCUGCUAAAGGUGGGACGAUGGACUUGGAGAUGUUCCAUCUGCCAAACCUAGAGGUGUCAAAAGAUUUGGCGUCAUCGGUGGGAUCGAAGAUCGUGGUGAUGACUGCGAACGCGUGGAGCAAUGAGCAGUCCUACGUCAGUGUUGUCCAGACCAACGUAGACCUUUACCGAGGCAUCAUCCCCAGCCUGGCUCGUUUAAGCCCCAACGCAGUGAUGCUCAUUGCCUCACAGCCAGUGGACAUCAUGACCUACGUAGCAUGGAAACAGAGUGGACUCCCUCCUUCCCGAGUUAUUGGUGCCGGUUGCAAUCUGGACUCCGAGAGGCUCAACUACAUCCUCAAUGUGGAGCUGAUGGCCCAAAGCAUCGGGAAACUGGCCUUUGUUAUCGGAGAGCUGUCUGACAAUAAAGUGGCUGUUUGGACUCCUAUGGUGCCGGUGCCCAACUCCCACUCGGCACUGGUGACAUCUGACGCUACCAAACCGCUGAUAGACAGAGCGUUUGACAAGCUGAAGGAGAAGGGCCAGCGCUCAUGGUCGGUGGGGCUGUCCAUCGCAGACGUCACCCACAGCAUCCUGGAGGAUAAGGGGAAGAUCCAUUCGGUCUCCACGCUGGCUCAGGGUUGGUGUGGCAUCGGGGCCGAGGUGUUCCUCAGCCUGCCCUGUGCGCUAGGUGGCACUGGGUCGGCACGACUUGCUGGCGUGGCAUUGGGACCUGAGGAGGACACCAAGCUGAGGGAGAGUGCCAUGACACUGAGCAACUUCCUCCUGCAGCUCAGGAUCUAGCAGACUCCUUCGUCUGUCAACAUGGACAACGAUUUCCGUCGCCAAUUCAGUCCUGCAAAUGAGAUUUCCAGAGGCCUUGCACUUCCCUGUUUUAAGAGCCGCAGUGAGGCUCUGUGGUUUCAGUUGAUCUAGCAGCCUGGGUCAGAGGUUAACACCUAUGUCACACUCGGUAUGCCAUGUGACGUUCAUCCACAUGGUCCACCAAAUAUAGAUUCUGGAGUUUUUGAGUCCAGGUUAACACAUUGUUGCCUUGAUGUCUUUCAUGGGUUUUAUGUUAUAAAAUUGGGCCUCACUUGGUCAAAGACCUCAGAACAUAAAUGUAGUGUUUUUUUCAGAGGCCUGAGAAUUUGUAGGGGGUUUCAUUCCCCCAAGGUACAGGGCCCACAGUCCCUGAUCUGCAACUACACCUCAGAUUUCUGUGUAUAUGUAAUCAUUUAAAACCAUAACUGAGAAAUGUAGCAUUUCCACUAGCUACCCAUUACUUGAAUAAUCAUUAAAUGUACUGAAUAAUAAUUAAUAUCAAUAUGGCAAUAAUAAUAUAACUUUAGUCACUUAUUAGUAAAUGGGGGGGGUGUUAUAUAUUUUUUAUAUCAGUGCUGAUCAGAUUUUUUGGAUUUACUAACCACCUAAUAUUUUUGACAUGCAUUACUGGGCUGCUUUGUUGGAAACCUUGGUCUUUACACUUAAAUAUAUACAUUUACAGUAAUUUAUGUACUUUUUAUUAUGCAAUUAAAACCCACAAGAUUGUGUGUCCAUCAGUGGGGCACAGCGUGUUCUGCACGUCAUAAACCUUGUCAUGGAUUUUUGGUAACAUGCUAUUUGAUGGGGCACAAAUACUUAGUAAUGACUAAUUUUCUACUGAAGUACAAAUCAUGAACAAAUAUAGUUGCUACUUGAGAUAAAAGAUGCAUCAUGAUUCACUAAUAAUGAACAAACCUAAAAUUGUGUAACUUGUGUUACUCAUUACUUGUUCCUUCAUUAGUUCCUUCAUUAGAUGAGAAUUGGAUAUAGGAACAAAUACAGUAACUGCUUGGGAUAGAACGUGUCAUGAUUCGUUAAUGAUGAAUUAAUGUGAGAUCAGUAUGUAACUAAGACAUAAUUUGUGGUUAAUAAACACAUACGUAACAGUAUAAUACUAUAUUUGUGCACCAUCAAGUAAAGUGUUUCCGGAUUUUUGCACACUGAGAAUUGUAUGUUAGUCUUCGACGAAAACACCAAAGUUAAUUCACUGAGCUGUUUUUUAUGCUUUUUUAAGUCCAGUGUCUUUACUGAUGGAUUUGGAGUGAAUUUAGCUGUCCCUUUUAUGUGCUCUACAUUAUUUUAGGGUUAAUGGCUUGUUCAGAAGUGUUACCCUGGCUUUUAUGAAGGAAUGUUUAAUGUUGUCACGUUGUCUGUCUUUGUGGUGUGUCAUGGUGGUUCCUGUAUAUCCUGUAACCUUCACAUAUUGUUUGAUACUCGCACUGCAACAUUUAACACCUCAGAACUGGUGUUCAGAAUCUUGUAUGUUUCCACUGAACUUUGUCUGUUGUGUUUGAGCAUCAAAAUGAGAUUAAAGAAUACAAACACACAAA
Molecule: messenger RNA, 3156 nt
Organism: Paramormyrops kingsleyae
Lineage: Eukaryota; Metazoa; Chordata; Actinopteri; Osteoglossiformes; Mormyridae
Source: RefSeq, a predicted model, not a curated record